This is a messenger RNA of Gossypium raimondii (Peruvian cotton), 1307 nucleotides long. Its product is annotated as protein IQ-DOMAIN 16. Lineage: Eukaryota; Viridiplantae; Streptophyta; Magnoliopsida; Malvales; Malvaceae. The transcript has 3 exons. Gene Ontology annotation, molecular function: protein binding. The record is from RefSeq and is a predicted model, not a curated record. Bases 224 to 1093 code for a protein of 289 amino acids.
CAAAUAUAUGAUAGUGCCCCAUUUGUUUUUUCACGUGGCACUCUAAAAUACACCUAUCCGUUUGCAGAUGUAUAUUGGAGCUCGUACCCUGUUCCAUAAUCUGCAAUAAAAUGAUGAUAAUCAUCAUCAUCAUCAUCAUCAUCACCACCAUCACCAUCACCUUCUCUUCCUCCCUAUUAUUAAUAUAUCCCUUCACUUUCAUCCUAUCGCUUGCAUUUUCACCAUGGUAAACAAAACACCGACCUCGUGGUUGUCAAUGGUGAAAAGGGCUCUCGGGUCUAAUGCUAAAGAUAACGAGAAAAAAAGUUGCAGAACAAGAGAGAAAAGAAGAUGGCUAUUUAAAUGGUCUCAACAACGUAAACCCAAAACCAAAUCACAAUCCAUUGCAGCUGUUAACAUCGUUAGGCUUAAUUGCAGAGCUUCCAAUUACGCCAUUGUUGGAGAAAAAAACCAAGCUGCUAUUGUCAUUCAAACAGCUUUUAGAGGCUACAUAGCAAGGAAAGCAUUGGGAGCAUUGAAAGGGGUAGUGAAGCUUCAAGCUUUAGUGAGAGGGCACAAUGUGAGAAGGCGAGCAAAGGUGGCGCUAAAAUGCAUGCAAUCUUUGGUUCGAGUGCUGCUCCAUCAACAACGAGCGAGGCUUUCAUAUGAAGGGUGUAGAACGGCCAUGUUUAUUGAGUCCAACUCAUCCUGGGAAUCUCCAUGUCUGCAAGAUGUUCGUAGGAGAAAGUCCAUCACAUUGGAUAAAGAUGAAAAAGAGGUCGAAGAAGCAACGAAAUGGCUCGAUCGACGGAGGGCAACAAAGCAAUGGGAGAGUCACAAUAGGGCUUCCAUUGAUAAAAGAGACUCCAUUAGAGAGCCUCUGCAAUUACGUUUAGCCAGCCUUCGGUGUCUUAAAGAGAAAUCAUCGUACCACUCGGCAGCAAACAGCCCGAGGUUGAUGAUGGUGCCGAAUUAUAUGGCGGCCACGGAGUCUGCGAAGGCUAAAGUGCGGUCCCAAAGCACCCCAAGCCAAAGGCCGGGAAAUGCAGAGAGGGCUGGUGGGGGUAAAAUUUCUCCACGUUCAACUUCUGAUCUGAGGUGGAUGAAAUUAUAAAUUGAGACAUUUUGAUGUCUACUUUUCAUGGAAGAUAUGAUUUAACCAUUAUUUAUGUAAUUUGAAAAAUUGAAAUUGGAAAUUACCAUAUUGAGAAGUACAAUAUUUUGUUGAACAAAAAUUGAAAUCUCUCCUAUCUUUUUCAAUUUCGAAAUUGGUCUCUCUAAAAAAUUCAAAGCAAUUUAUCCCUAUUAAUUUCAGAAAUGAGCAACCA